AUGCAUACUCGCUUUUUAUCAGCAGUUAUACUUGUGAUCGCUUCAGUGUGGUCAACUAAGUCGCUCUCAGACGGCCUUGUGGUCCGAGUGUCGGGAAAUGGAACAGACGAUAUAUCCUGUCGGGAAUCGAAUGCAACCUUUCCGUGUCGAUCCUUAGGAUUCGCCUUGGAAGCUUUAAAGGACUCAAGCAAUCGAAAUGAAACGAUGUUCACUUUUUUGCUUGACGCUGGGAACGUUUACAGUCUCAACGAGAGCGUGAAAAUUAACCAGACAAGUACCUCGGUCAUCGUUUAUUUGAAAUCUAGCAGUAACUUAACUGGUGGUCGAUCGGUUAUUCGUUGCGCGGAUGCAAAGGCUGGAAUCGAAAUAGGAUCAAACACGAGUAAUACAAGAAACAUUAACUUUGUGGACCUUGAAUUUCAAAACUGCAGUUCUCGCUCUGUUGCUGCUGUUGUUUUAAUCUGGAAUUCUCGAGAUAUUAACUUCACGAAUUGCGUAUUUAGAAAUAACGCCAAAGCGGGGAUCAAUGCUUUCGAUAGCAGCGUGACAAUUGAAAGAUGCCAUUUCUUGAACAAUACCUCUAAUGGGUAUAAUUCAGGGGAAACUUACAUAGAAGGUGUCACUUCCGCCGGUGGUGGAGCGGGAUUUUUAUAUCAAGAGGCUUGGANUAGGAUUCGCCUUGGAAGCUUUAAAGGACUCAAGCAAUCGAAAUGAAACGAUGUUCACUUUUUUGCUUGACGCUGGGAACGUUUACAGUCUCAACGAGAGCGUGAAAAUUAACCAGACAAGUACCUCGGUCAUCGUUUAUUUGAAAUCUAGCAGUAACUUAACUGGUGGUCGAUCGGUUAUUCGUUGCGCGGAUGCAAAGGCUGGAAUCGAAAUAGGAUCAAACACGAGUAAUACAAGAAACAUUAACUUUGUGGACCUUGAAUUUCAAAACUGCAGUUCUCGCUCUGUUGCUGCUGUUGUUUUAAUCUGGAAUUCUCGAGAUAUUAACUUCACGAAUUGCGUAUUUAGAAAUAACGCCAAAGCGGGGAUCAAUGCUUUCGAUAGCAGCGUGACAAUUGAAAGAUGCCAUUUCUUGAACAAUACCUCUAAUGGGUAUAAUUCAGGGGAAACUUACAUAGAAGGUGUCACUUCCGCCGGUGGUGGAGCGGGAUUUUUAUAUCAAGAGGCUUGGAAUCUUUCCUUAAUAGUCAAAGAUUCUAUCUUCGAGUUCAACUCCGCCGUUACAAAUGACACUAGAGAAUUUGUCGCGCCAACCUAUCAUGUAUCAGUAAUUAUUUUAAGUGGCGGAGGCUUUGUUGUUGUGUUCAGAAAAAACGCCCAAUUUUGCCGGGCUUGGAUAGAAAAUACUCGAUUUGCGAACAACAGCGCAACGGUCGGAGGUGGAAUCUACGUCGAGCAAUCUGACUUGGCCAUGGGCAACCACUUCAUAAUGGUUAGCUCGAAUUUGUCAGGGAAUACAGCGGGACAGGCGGCAGGGGGACUAAGUUUGUCACAGUGGAACAAUGCUUCCAGCUUCACAACAGUGUUUAAAAAUUGCAUCGUUAGCGAAAACGAGGCACAGCGAGGAGCAGGGAUGAAUGUAUUUUUUAUGAACUCCGAUGCAACAUACAACGACUCUGUGUUAAGGUAA
Porites evermanni is the source of this 1639-nucleotide messenger RNA. The record is from the annotation of a GenBank genome assembly. NCBI's taxonomy places the organism in Eukaryota, Metazoa, Cnidaria, Anthozoa, Scleractinia, Poritidae.